Ostrinia nubilalis (European corn borer) is the source of this 2728-nucleotide messenger RNA. RefSeq names its product probable ATP-dependent RNA helicase CG8611. Lineage: Eukaryota; Metazoa; Arthropoda; Insecta; Lepidoptera; Crambidae. Gene Ontology annotation, cellular component: nucleus. Gene Ontology annotation, biological process: ribosome biogenesis. The transcript has 11 exons. The coding region runs from base 67 to 2706 and encodes 879 amino acids. Gene Ontology annotation, molecular function: nucleic acid binding; ATP binding. The record is from RefSeq and is a predicted model, not a curated record.
UUUCGUUGAAAAUCACAACAAAUGUGCGUGAAAAGUAACCUCAAAAGUUGAGUUUUUAGUGCAAAAAUGGAUGAUUUACAGUUGAAUAUAUCAGCCGUUAAAAAGGUUAAAAAGAAGGUGAGUGCUCCCCCGAAAAAUGCGUCUGAAUACAAGUUUGUAUCCAAUCCUCAGUUUACUGGUAAAACCAUAGCUAGGAAAAGGCCACAAAACUUCAAUAAACAACGGCAAAAUCAACAAAAGUCUAAUGGAGAACCUCAGAAGAAAUUGCCUAAAUUGUCAACCAACACUUCAGAUGAUUUGGACUCUAGAUUGCGAGAACUCAGUGAGAAUAAAGGGAAGUUUGAAGGAAAAAACUACCAGGAGAUGAAUGAUGAGUUGCAAGUCCAACAGAAACCAAGAAGUGGUGCCUGGAUUUCAUCAUUAUUUAAAAAUAACCCUGAUGUGCCGAAGAUUGGUCAACGAGCUGUGAAACCUCUUACAGAGAAAGUAUUUGCAGGGAGAACUUUUGCAGAUUUAGACAUACAUCCUCACAGUGUUGCCAAUCUUCAACAAAACUUAGGAUUAAAUGAAUUGAUGACUGUGCAGCAGAAAGCAAUUCCUGUAAUAUUGCAAGGCCGAGAUGUUUUGAUCAGAUCUCAGACAGGGUCAGGCAAAACUCUAGCCUAUGCUCUACCCCUGAUUGAAGGUUUGCAAGCCAUUAGACCUAAAAUCAAUCGGCACGAUGGCAUCCGAGCUGUCGUUGUUGUGCCCACCAGAGAACUGGCCGUGCAGACUUAUGAACUGUUUGUGAAGCUGGUGAAGCCAUUUACUUGGAUAGUGCCAGGUUUGUUAAGUGGAGGACAAAAGAGGAAAGCAGAGAAAGCUAGGUUAAGGAAAGGACUUAAUAUUUUGGUGGGUACUCCAGGAAGAAUAAAUGACCAUUUGAGACACACACAGUCAUUGAACUUUGCUAAGACAGGCUGCUUGAUAUUGGACGAAGCAGACAAGUUAUUGGAUAUGGGUUACGAAAAAGAUGUAGCUGCAAUAGUAAAAUCUAUUGAAGACCAUAAAAAAGCAGCUACAUAUGAUCCACUAGCAUUGAUCAAACAAACAAUUGUAAAGAAGAUUGAUGAAACUACAGAUGUUGAAGAAGCAGAAAAGCCAGAUGAUAAUGUAAAUAGUGAUAUUAAACAUAAGUUGACUGAAGUUCUUCUGUCUAAAGAUAGGCAAACUAUUUUGUUAUCAGCAACUCUUACCAAGGCAGUUGAGAAUUUGGCGGGAAUAACUAUGAAGGAUCCUGUAUUUGUAGAUACCUCAGAAGGCAGAGCACUUGUUGCUGACUCACUAAAACCAAAACUUUCCGAAGUUCAAGCUUUUAAAAAAGAUGUCAAAACUGAAGAGAAAGUAACGAAAAGUAGUAAAGCUCUGCCUCAAGAAGACAAAACAGACAAACAAGUUUCCAACGAAACAACAACAGAAAAUAAGUUAGAAAUUAAAAGAGGAUUAGUUGCAUUUAGUGGGUUGAAUCAUACUGACUUAUUUAAAAAAGAAAAUGAUAUUGUAAUAAAUACUCAUUCCAAACCUGUACCUAAAAGUAAUGAAGAUAGUGAUAGUGACUCUGAUUAUGAAUAUUUCAAAGUACAAAAAGAUUUGGAAGCAAAGAAACCUAAGGUUGAAGAAGAUGAUGAAGAAAAAGUUGAUGAAGAACCUCAGCCGAAUUUAUUUGAGCAAGCUCUAAAGACAGCUGUUGUAGAAGAUGAGCUUAUUCUACCUGCAAGUGUAAAUCAGACGUUUUUAAUAGUUCCAAUGAAGUUAAGAUUAGUUACCUUAUGUUCUCUCAUAGUAGAACAUUGUGUUUUAAACAAAAAAGGAGGCAAAAUGAUUGUUUUUAUGGCAACUCUGGAGAUGGUAGAUUAUUAUUCUGAAUUAAUAGAAACGGUAUUGACAGGAAAAAAUGUUAAAGUGAAAAAGAAAGACAACAGUAAAAAAGAAAAAGGGAAAAAAAGAAAAGCAGAUGAAGAUGACAGUGAUCAAGAACAAUCUUCAGAAAAUUCGGAUUCAGAAUUCAAAGUAGAUUAUGAAGAACCUGCCGAAGGCGGAUUGGUGCCUGUUGCAUUAGAUAUGUUCAGUCUUCAUGGUUCGAUGCCACACGAACAAAGAAUGGAAGUCUUCAAGCAGUUCCGGGCUGCCAGGAAUGGUGUACUUAUUUGUACGGACGUAGCGGCUCGUGGGAUAGAUGUCCCACGCGUGGACCUGGUGCUUCAGUACUGCGCGCCAGCCUCUGCCACCGACUACGUUCACAGGGUCGGCCGCACGGGUCGUGCUGCGAAAGUUGGGGCUGCCAUCAUGUUCUUGCUGCCUAGUGAAGCGGAGUUUGUCAGACAUUUGGAACAAAAACGCAUCAGGUUGCGGCAGUCAGACGAGACUGCAGCGCUGGAAUCGCUUCGCAGCGUAGCGCCGGCGACCGCGAGCGUGCAGCGCGCCGCCAUCGCGGUGCAGGCGCGCCUCGAGCACACCGCGCACAGCAGCAAGCAGUGGCUCGCGCGCGCUAGCAGAGGUGAGCUAGCUUACACAGCCCCGUACAGUAGCAGCAGACGAGACUGCAGCGCUGGAAUCGCUUCGCAGCGUAGCGCCGGCGACCGCGAGCGUGCAGCGCGCCGCCAUCGCGGUGCAGGCGCGCCUCGAGCACACCGCGCACAGCAGCAAGCAGUGGCUCGCGCGCGCUAGCAGAGGUGAGCUAGCUUACACA